GCGCUUAUUGGAACGCAGCCGAGGCCAGUUUGUAAAUACCGAGUCAGAGCGCUGCUGCUUCUCCGUCUCUAGCGGCCAAAAUCCAGCAGAGGACGAAUUUUUCACGGGUUUUCUCACCUCAAACUCUCCAACCAUGAAGUUUCUGUACAAAGAAGAGCAUCCCUUCGAGAAGAGGCGGUCUGAGGGGGAGAAAAUCAGAAAGAAGUACCCGGACAGAGUGCCCGUGAUUGUUGAGAAAGCUCCCAAAGCCAGAAUAGGAGAUCUGGAUAAAAAGAAGUAUCUGGUGCCAUCUGACCUCACAGUGGGACAGUUUUACUUCCUGAUCCGAAAGAGGAUCCACCUGAGGGCUGAAGACGCGCUCUUCUUCUUCGUCAACAACGUCAUUCCUCCCACGUCCGCCACCAUGGGGCUGCUCUACCAGGAGCAUCACGAGGAGGAUUUCUUCCUCUACAUCGCGUACAGUGACGAGAGCGUGUACGGCGACAGAGAGACGCCCGUCUAACCCCCUACUGUUCACACGCCCCCCCCCCACACACACAGACCUGAUAAACACAGUAAUAAACAGAGCAGCCCACCUGAGUGUGUAUGUUUAAUGCACUUUCACUUCUGCUCCUCACUUCUCUCCUCUCGUCUACCUGAAACACACAAACACCACUAACUCUCUCUCUCUCUCUCUCUCUCUCUCUUUCACUUUUCUGUUUAAAUUUCUUUUUAUUUUCUCUCCCAUCAUUUUUUUCACUUUACAUUCUACGGUUUUGUAUUUUUAGUUUUUUGUUUAUUUUCUCCUUUUAUCCUUUCAUGUUGUUCCUGUCUCUCUUCUGCCUUUUUUAAUUAAUUUUUAUUUCACUUUUUUAUUGUUUUUACCUUUUGUCUUUCUGUAUUUUAUUAUUUUUCUUGCUCGUCUCUUUGGUCUCUUAUCCUCUCCGCUGAUGUAACUGGACUCCCACAGUUUGAUACACUGACUGUGUUCUGUUUAUAAUGACGCGUUCUGUGCGUGAAUCAUUUCCAGCGAUGAUCUGAUUGUUUUUUAUUCAGUUUGUUUUUCACAGAAAGGUUUUUGUUUGAGUUCCUGGUUUAUGAGGUUCGGCUCUGUCGUCGUCUCGCACGUUUGCUUUUUGCUUUGGUGAAAUGGACACUGUAUAUCCUGAGUGAUUCAUAUAUGGUGGAGACUUGGUAAUUGGGCAGAUAUGAUUUGUGAGAGUUAUGAUUUUUUUUUAUUUUAUUUGUUUAUGCAGAAGCUCUGUCAUUCAGCUUGAUCUUGCAAACAUUAUAAACGUGAUGGGAAAAUGAC
This is a messenger RNA of Colossoma macropomum (tambaqui), 1291 nucleotides long. Its product is annotated as gamma-aminobutyric acid receptor-associated protein. NCBI's taxonomy places the organism in Eukaryota, Metazoa, Chordata, Actinopteri, Characiformes, Serrasalmidae. The transcript has 4 exons. Gene Ontology annotation, cellular component: autophagosome membrane; cytosol; autophagosome. The record is from RefSeq and is a predicted model, not a curated record. Gene Ontology annotation, biological process: autophagy of mitochondrion; cellular response to nitrogen starvation; macroautophagy. Gene Ontology annotation, molecular function: ubiquitin protein ligase binding; GABA receptor binding. Bases 134 to 502 code for a protein of 122 amino acids.